GGCUGGCGGACUGCGGUGGGCACUGUUAUGGAACUGGCAUUUGUCUGUACCGCAUCAAACCGCGAGGGACCCUUCACCACUACAACUAUACGUCGUGGCUUCAGAGCCUUACUAUUGUCAUCUACAGUAUAAUACACAUGAGAAUCUGGGCGUCAUUCACCUUUGCGCCCAUUCAUCUACUUUUCACCCGUUUGUCAACUCAGACCCGAUUGUCACCCUAAUUCCUCCCUGUUUCCACCACCGCAUAUAUCUCUUCCUCUUCUCCCCUACGUCUGCCGCAUCCUCCGAUCGAAACACUUGCCUCUCUUCGAGCCCUACACGGAAACAAACACACAAGGCAUCAUGCCAGAAGAACUCGAGGUGAAAGAUGAGCGCCAUGAAAGCCAGGAAGAUGGCGGCGAGGAAGAAGAAGAAAUCGCAGCGAUGAAGAGACGCGUUGCCGAGAUGGAGUCCGAAGCCGCCAAACUACGAGAAAUGCAAAGUCAACUCGAGCAACAGUCCGAGGGUGGUCGCAGAGAAGAUCGAGAGGACGUCGACGCGCGCAGCAUCUUCGUCGGCAACGUCGACUAUGGCGCGACGCCAGAAGAGAUUCAAGCACAUUUUGCCAGUGGACCAGGAUCGAUAAACCGCGUCACCAUCCUGCUGGACAAGUUCACUGGUCAUCCCAAGGGGUAUGCAUACGUGGAGUUCUCAGACCCGGCAUUGGUGGCACAGGCCUUGGUCCUCAACGAGAGUGUUUUCCGUGGUCGUAAUCUCAAGGUCGUCCCGAAGCGAACCAAUCUUCCCGGCAUGACUAGAGGUCGAGGCGGUCGAGGCGGUCCAAUGCGUGGUCCUCGAGGAGGGUUUGGCGGCCGUGGUGGUUACGCAGGAGGCUUCGGAGGUCACGGUGGUGGCUAUGGCGCUCCACGAGGCGGCCCGCGAGGUGGCUUUCGAGGUCGCGGUCGUGGAUAUGCCCCUUAUUGAGAGGACACCGACCUCCUUGACGACUUGACACUCAAGCCUACACGUGCUAUGAGACACUCGGAGACUACAUUGAGACCUGUUUGCACGGCAACUAUGCGUUGCUGUCGCGCGAGUCCCAAGCCAUUGCUGCAUACCACGCCCUCUGGUUUUGGAGACACAUAUCGACGGCAGACUCAAAUCACAUUUGAGAGUAGCCUGGCGGACAGACUGCCUAUGCGCACGGUUUGACGAAGCUUAUGGAAUGCAACCCCAAUGGGCUUCUGAGAGCUGCAGAAGUACUAGUACCUCGAGGACGCGAAGAGCAUAUCUCGCAGACUGGCCGGCACGGCAACAGCUAGAACACGAGGUGUCCAGGUUCCUCCAUCAAUGCGCAUUGUCAAAAUUCGUGCUACAUAUUUCCAAUGCUGCUCAUUGAUUGCUGUUUGUAGCUCCGGUGGUCGUAGUUGUUGUGGUCGCGCCCGUACUUUUGAUCCUCGUGAGUUGCCACUAUUAGUAUUACUAUUGUUUCUACUGCUAGGAUUUAUUGUUGUGUUGCUGGUCACGACAGGUCAUUUUC
Messenger RNA from Exophiala dermatitidis NIH/UT8656, 1519 nucleotides. RefSeq names its product apoptosis regulator BCL-W. The coding region runs from base 343 to 963 and encodes 206 amino acids. The transcript is spliced from 4 exons. Lineage: Eukaryota; Fungi; Ascomycota; Eurotiomycetes; Chaetothyriales; Herpotrichiellaceae. The record is from RefSeq and is a predicted model, not a curated record. Gene Ontology annotation, molecular function: RNA binding.